This is a messenger RNA of Alternaria rosae, 1088 nucleotides long. RefSeq lists its product as uncharacterized. Gene Ontology annotation, biological process: attachment of mitotic spindle microtubules to kinetochore; protein localization to kinetochore; kinetochore assembly. The transcript is spliced from 2 exons. NCBI's taxonomy places the organism in Eukaryota, Fungi, Ascomycota, Dothideomycetes, Pleosporales, Pleosporaceae. Bases 30 to 893 code for a protein of 287 amino acids. The record is from RefSeq and is a predicted model, not a curated record. Gene Ontology annotation, cellular component: kinetochore.
AAUCCUUCAGUCCGUAUACAACAAACACAAUGGGACCUAAGCGGAAAUCAGCGGCGCCAACACCAGCCGCAGUGUUGGAACAGUUACAGCAGUCAAAGUCACUCAAGCUCCUGGCUAUUGCGGAAACACUAUCGCCCAAGGAUCUCCCACAGGCCGCGAAGAAGCGCAAUUCGGCGGCGUCGGAGGACAGCGAACAGAAUGGCGACACUCAUCCGGCAGCCCUCGAGGCUGAUCUACUACAUUACAAGGAACUCUUCAGCAAGCUACGCUUCAGCUACGUCGAACAGGUCACCAAGGAGAAGUUCCUACGCAGCAUAACGGAGAACCCGCCCCGCCUGGUCGACGCUCACGAGAACGACGAGAAGGAGAAGGAGAUACUGGGUCUCAAGGCAGAGCUCAAGGAGCGCAAGUUGGAGGUAGCUGAUAUCCUGAAGCAGCUGGAGGACAAGGGGAAAGAGCUCGCACUACGCUACGAGGGUCUUCAACUACGCACACAACAGCUUGAGUCACUUCCAAGUGAGAUCGCAGGCCUAGAAGCGAGCAUUGAACAGUUGAAGCACGAGCAAACGCCAGUCUCAACGAACCCUGAGCUGUCUCUCCCACUUCCAGAAACUCAGCGAGUACUCAGCGAACGAGAGGCGGAGCUCGCAGCCCUGAAUGCGCAGAUCGCAAGUCUGCAGGCUACCAUCCCGAACCGAACCAGAGAUCUGGAGAAGCUGGAGCGCGAGCUGAGGCCACUGGAGACGCAGAAACAGGGAACCGUGGCGGCAGCUAAAGAGGCCCGGAGACGGAAGGAAGAGGGCGGUGGAAUCGGAGAUGAACUAGAAGAGAGAGGAAGAUGGCUCCGAGCGUCUGAAAAGGCGCUAAGGGAGAUGUUGGAUGUUGAGGGAUGACGUCCUUGCGGUGAGCGGGUGUGAUGUGCUUGUUACGGCGUUAUGGACUCGAGAUACCACUGCUUGAAACGAAUUUUCUCUCUGCGCAAUCUAACCCGUGCCUAAUGCACCUGCGAACACGGUGCUUGAACAUGUCCCCUAGGGCCCUAGUGACGGUUCGCCUCACUGCCAACGCAUCCGCGCCCAAGAGCAGAC